Molecule: messenger RNA, 6634 nt
Organism: Syngnathoides biaculeatus (alligator pipefish)
Lineage: Eukaryota; Metazoa; Chordata; Actinopteri; Syngnathiformes; Syngnathidae
Gene: znf628
Product: zinc finger protein 628
Exons: 8
Coding region: 382-4584 (1400 amino acids)
Biological process (GO): regulation of transcription by RNA polymerase II
Molecular function (GO): DNA-binding transcription factor activity; RNA polymerase II cis-regulatory region sequence-specific DNA binding
Source: RefSeq, a predicted model, not a curated record
UAUCUAGCGGGUCUCGCAUUGGGUUUAAACGAGGACAUUUUGUGGAGUACUACUAGUUCGUGUUUGUGUAUGGCAAGAAAGCAAUGAUAUGCUGGGAAAGGGCAGUGAGUAAAGAGAGAAGUUAGGCAGGAAUGUGUGAGAAAAGUGGGAAUGUGGGACGUUCUUACCACAAGUGAAGAGUAACGCCGGAUUAUUUUUUCUUUUCUUCUUCACGUAAGUUUUGUUAUAGAGCUGGAACGGCAUCUGCUCCUUCCGGUGGUGGGACGGAAGUCCAGCACUAGAGCAGCAGUAGCAACAACAACAACAACAAAGGAUGGACUGAUUGUAGUGUCACACUAUGUUCCAAAACUGAUCUGAACCCAAGGAAUACCUUGACCUGUCAUGGCAAACUCGGUAGCCACUCUGGUGGUUCAAGCGGAACUCUUGGCUGCACAGUCCUCCGCCUCCCUCUCUCCUUUCCCAUCCCUCCUCGGCUCAGGUGAGGAGGGCGAGGAUGACAGAGAGAGGGGGGGACUGGUGGAGGGCAACAAGGCUGUGCUGGACAACGUAGAGGUUGUUCUGGACAUGGAGGCGUCAUCUGAGUCGACCCCGCAGGCAGAGCAGUCCGAACAUCCCUUCCAAUGUCUGGACUGCGGCAAGAGCUUCAGGUGGUCGUCCCGGCUCACGCACCACCAAAGAAGUCACAACAAUGAAAGACCCUACCGCUGCAACCUUUGUCCCAAGGCCUUUAAGGGCUCAUCUGCAUUACUCUAUCAUCAAAGGUCUCACUCAGGAGAGAAGCCUUACAAAUGUCAGGAUUGUGGUAAAGCCUUCAAGCGCUCCUCUCUUCUCCAGGUGCAUCAGAGUGUCCACACUGGAAUCAGAACCUUCUUGUGUCCAUAUUGCCCCCUGACAUUUAAAUGGAGUUCCCAUUAUCAGUAUCACCUGCGCCAGCACACUGGCGAGUGCCCAUACCCGUGCGAUACUUGCCCCAAGGCCUUCAAGAACUCUAGUAGUCUACGGCGACACAAAAACGUCCAUCUGGGUCUCAAACCUUACACCUGCACUGUGUGCAACAAAUCCUUCACUCAGUCCACUAACUUAAGGCAACACAUGAGGAUACACACGGGCGAGAGACCCUACGUGUGCAGCGAGUGUGGACGGAGCUUCACUCACUCGUCCAACCUGGCGCUGCACAAGAACUCUCACACCAACCCAGGGGUGGGUGGGAAGGAGGGGAAGAAUGCAGAGGAUGCAGGGCGGGGGCGCGACCUGGUGGAGGUGGUGGUGGUGGGCUCGGAGGAAGAAGCCACAUCUAUGUUGACAGCCAUGGUAGGGUAUGUAAGCCAGGAAGGGAGUGACGGAGUGGGGAUGGAAGAAGUCUUCCUGUCCACCUCGUCAUCCACCCAGAAUCCAAACCUGCUCCCCCAGCUCAGCCUCCCCCCCUCGAGGGAGAACAAGGAUGCAUCCCGGGCAAUCGGGACGGAGGUCCACCUGAGCACGGACACCGGUGCUAGUCUUCUGCUUUACAGCUGCGGCAGCUGCAACCACACUUUCGCUACGCGGACUGAACUCGAGGAGCACCAGUCCAUUCAUAUGGCUCCAGAGGAACAUGCCUCCACUGGAGAAGUGGGACCAGGGGCUGCAGAGGUCGAGGUAGCGGAUGGCUUGGUGGGGGCCGGCCACCUGCUUGCUGGCUUUGAAGAGGUGGUAGAGACGACCGCAGCAACUGAAAGUGGACAUACGGCCGAGGUGCUCCUUGGAAUUACGGAUCCAACUGAUGGAAACAAUUCAAGCGUGGGCGCCACCCAGUCCCAGUUUGACCUUCUCCAGAGCUUCAGUAAGGUGAUUCAGAGCUCCAAGACUGUCCAGCCAGAAGCUCCAACCACAUGGGUGGGGCUGUCAUGCGGCAACUGCAAUAAGUCUUUCAAGACCAGUGGAGGCCUCAAUCGACACAUGUCCCUGAUGCACUCCCUCUCGUCCCAGUCCCGUUCCCAGUUCAGCUGCUCCGCCUGUGACCGCUCCUUCCCACUGCUGUCCUCGCUUCUCACCCACCAACACUCCCACACUCCCGAGCAACGUCUCCUGGCCGAGGCCGAAGCUGAGAUAGUGUGCCCCCCUUCCCUCUCCUUGUCCCUCCCGCUUCCUUCCUCUCCUGACAAGCAGCAGGAUGGCAAGCGGGAGAUUCAUGCCAGUGUCAUAGCCGUGUGCGAGGAGCAGGAAGAACUGCCUGUCAAACCGGCUAAAAACUCCAAAAAGGGUGGAGGAAGCAAGAACAUCACUGCUGGAGAGCGGCCGUAUCGCUGUUCAGAGUGCGGAAAAGCCUUCAAAGGUUCAUCGGGCCUCAAGUACCACAUGAGGGAUCAUACUGGAGAGAGACCCUACCGCUGCACAGAGUGUGGAAAGAGCUUCAAGAGGUCCUCACUGCUCUCUAUUCACCAGCGGGUGCACACAGGUGUGCGCGCAUUCCAGUGUCCUCACUGUGCGCUCACGUUCAAGUGGAGCUCACAUUAUCAGUACCACCUGCGACAGCACACAGGCGAGAGGCCGUACGUGUGUAAAGAGUGUGGCAAGUCCUUCAAGAACACGAGCUGCUUGCGAAGACACAGUCAGAUGCAUUCUGGACUGCGGCCUCAUGUCUGCACUAUCUGUUCCAAAUCAUUCUCGCAGACAUCAAAUCUCAAACAGCAUGAACGCACCCACUCUGGCGAGAGACCCUUCCGGUGCUCACACUGCAACAAGUGCUUCACACACUCUUCCAACCUCCAGCUCCAUCUUCGCACACAUUCCCCACAGAAGGACUUCAAAUGCCCGUACUGUUCUAAAGAGUUCGUCAUGCACUCAUACUUGCAGAGGCACAUCCGGACACACAGCAGUGCCCUCCCAUUGCCCUCCCCGGAGGGCGCGGGCAAGGAUGGCGUGUCGGUUAAAGCCAGCGUCGGAGGGGUUACAACUACCACCAUGCUUCUCAACCCCAUCACCCUGGAAUCGUCGGGGAAAAACGGAAGCUUGAUCGUCUCCCAGCCGGCUCUCAAUAUUCCCGUCAACACCUCUCAGAACUAUUUCAUGAUUCAAACGGCCAGCGGCUUGCAGCUCAUCCCCCUGUCAGCUCCCACACCACCCCCAGCCCCUCCGCCACCGCCACCACCUCCAUCUCAGCCUCAGAACUUCUACCUGCUACAGUGCCCUUCGACCAAUGGCUCUCAGUCAAGUUUGAUUUUGGUCCCCACAGCCAACCAACCUCCAGCACCCCUGGAGCCUGCGAGCGUCCCCGUGUUUCAGACUCUACAAGGAUUCAACAGCCAAACACACUCUCAGGUUACCCAGUUUCCGGCAGUGUCCCCACAACACCAGCAGACCCGCAUCAUAAUACCCAACAAUAAUAACAAUACCAACACCUCAGUCGCCUCCCUCCCGGCUGAUUCUUUACUCCGUAGGCCCAUUUUGGGAAAGAGCAACCGGACAGCAAGGGGUAGACGGGGCCGCAAACCAAAAACAGCUCUUCAGAAAUCUGAGACAGCGAGCAUGGAUGUGACGAACUGUAACACAACCAGUGUAACGCAGCCUGAUGGUACUAUCACCAACUCGGGCUCAUCACCGUCUUGCAGAGCCGUCAUGUCUAUCUGUACCCUUCCACCGUCAAACGCUCCUUUCCAAAGUCUCUCUUCUUCCAAUGUUGUAGAAUCCACUGAGGACACUUUGGAAUCCACAACAGCCAGCAUUUCUACAACUCCCAACACCCAAACACAAUUAACUGAUAUGAAUUCGGCGGGAACUUUCCCCGAGAAGCAGUUUGUUUUGUGUUUCAAUAAUGAAGGACAUGCAAAGGAGGGGGUGAAUGUUGAUGAGGGAGGAGAGUCAUAUGUGCUACAGUUUGAAGAAAGGGAUGCCUCCUCUGAAGAGGCGGGGGGUGGAGGAUUGGGUGGGCAGGGGAAGUCGCUUGUUUUGCAAUUUGAGGCAAAUGCACAAGAUGGUGACAACAAGGGAGAAGGUAAAGGUGGAAUGAUGUCACUCCUACAGGAGUGGGGUGGGGAGAAGGGAGGGGAGAGUCAAUCAGGAGAAGAGUGCGGCCAAGGGGGCUCAUUUGUCUUCCACUUUCACACUGAGGAACAGGAAGGUGAUCAGCCUCAAGUCGGUUUCAGCCAAGAAGACGACAGCAGCUUGCCGCUUUCCUGCACUUCUGCCCAAAGUCUCGUCCCCCUCCACGGUCAGCGUGUGCUGUUCGAAGUUGGCGAUGACAACAAGAUGGAACAAGGAUCUGAGGAGGGUAUGCAGAUGAUAGCCUUGAUAGAACGUGAGGGGGGGAUGAUGGGAGAGGAUGGUGGCAGUUGUAGCAAUGCAGCUGGUGCUGGAGGUAUCUUCCAACUGGAAGGGGGCGAUGAAAUUGUCAUCAUUGAGGUGAGCACAAGUAAUUUAAUAGAGGACAGAGUCGUCGAUGUGGACAUUUCACAGAACAACGAUGUAAAAUUUGAAGGUGAAAAUGAAGGUGUUAAGGAAAAGUCUUCCAAAGAAAACUGUACAGAUGAUGCAGAGGUCCAGACAUCAGAAGAACACGCAAUAGGAAAUGGACAUAUAACUAAGAGAUGCACCACUCUUACUAAUUGAAGUACACUACUCAGAACAAGUUGGGGGUUAUUGGGCUUACAAGUCAAAUUUCAGGAUGAACCUAAAAUGCACUACAGGGAGUCCUCGGUGUACGACUGAGAUCAUUUCCCACAGUAGCGACUUAACUCGAAUUUCGACUUAAGACAGAUUUCACCGUGAAAGUCAAAAUUUACGAUGACCGCUGGGAUUGGCUUCAGCAUUCCUGUGGUCCUCGUGGGGAUAAGCGGCUCAGAAAUGGAUGGGUGUUGGUACUUCAUAUAAAAAAAUAAAAAUACAUUAAAAAAUAUAAGAUGCUUCACUUACUUUUAGGGAAGGGAGACUGGGAUGGUGAAGAAUGAAGUCAGGCUGCGCUCAGCUCAUGCUAUGUAAGCAAAUGCAGGUAGCCGUUGCUAACGAUAACUUCCUCCUGGGCGUCCUCUCCUUUCUGCUCUUUCAAUGUUAGGCAAACACGCUGUGCCUUUUCCCUUAAUGAACAUGAGGCUGCUAUUCAGCCUACAUUUAUUCGGAUCCUUGAUCCAUAACGUAAAUAAUCUUUCCAUCUUGGCAACGAUCGAGGAACGGUUAAAAAAAAAAAAACACCUUUCUUCUUUUGGGCCAUAAUAUGUAAAAAGGUGCGCGAAAAGGGCAAAUAAACUCCCAGCGCACAAACACAGAAAAGCCAUAUGCAUGAGCUAAGUAGAAAUACUAUGGUGCUGGAACCAUAAUGGCGGACAAGACUCUGGUGUCGUGUAGUCGAAACGUUUUAGGUUGAGACAGUCUCAAACCAAGAACUCCCUGUAUAGCCUUUACCUUUACAGGAAAAUUCCAACUGUCCAAUGUUUGAGUACAGCUUAAUGUUUUUUUUAACAAUGAGCUGAAUGCCAAAAUUAACAGGUGUUUGAUCCAAAGAGCCAGAUUCUGUAGGCAGGGAUUGGCCUUUCAAGGUCUUUGUGUUCAGUCACUGGCCAGCUCACAAUGUACCCGACCCGUAUGGCCCCUCCCAGUGGAAGUGGGACCAACGUUUACCUUUCGCGCUCUGUGGGUUCAGGCCCGGCCACCAGGCCCUCACCUUUCAGGCCUGGCUCCAGAGGGAAGCCCUGGUGACCUGUGUCCGGGCAAAGCAUUCACCCAUGUCCCUCUGGGAGUUCUGUGCGGAGUGCUUCAGGAGUAUAGGGUGCCAAAAAACCCUGAUACAGGCUGUUCGCACCCUGCGGGACCAUUAUCUAGAGUUUGGUCUGCAUUGCCAGCAGUAAGUUGGACUCCUUUCAGGUGAGCGUUGGACUCUGCCAAAGUUGACCUUGGUCACCAAUUCUGUUCUUAACUUUUAUGGACAGAAUUUCUAAGCGCAGCUGAUGGGUGGAGGGGGUCUGGUUUGGUGGUCCCAAUAUUUCAUCUGUUUUUUUUUUUUCCAGAUGAUGUGGUUGGUUGAUUAAAACAGAGUUAAAGGAAGACUGGAAGCACUACAGAAAGACAAAACAAGUAGACAUUUGGACAUUUUCAUUCAUUCAUCCAUUUUCGGUAAUGCUUAUCCUGACUUCUCUAAAUAAAAAAAAAAACAUUGGUUGUGAAUUUUGCUUUGCAGCUUCUUGUUAAAGACCAGCAAGUGCUGAAACAUCUUGGACGUGUGCAUUCAUAAGUUUAAAAGAAGCUCAAAUUAAGUUAAAGGUUGUAGUCCAUUUAAAGUUAAUCCUGAAAUCUUACCCAGAAGUGUAAUAUCCUGAACUUUUUGGUGAGAAGCAUACAGUAAAGUUGAAGACGUCAGAACUAUGUGUCAGUAAAGGAUGAACGGGCUCCUCACUGAACUAGCACUUUACUUUCAAUCUCCUGCAACUGAUAGCAUGCAGUUAGGAAAAAAAAAGUGUUGUGAUGCCACAUUGCCACAUAUUAGAAAUGUUAUACAUUCAAAUGGGCUGGGCAUGAACUUUUGAAUAGUCCUUAAUAUAUUAGCUGAAAUGACACUGUCAGAGGCAGUCAAUGUAUUGUUGAAAUACGUAUCUUUUUGUGAAUAUAUGUAAAAGGUCAAUCUAUUCAUAUCAAUAGUAUCUUAAUAAUAAAUGUCCUCAUGAGUUUA